AUGUCUCCUGCCGCUCUGGACUCAGCCGAAGCACGAUGGCAAACACAAUUAGCAGCCAUGCGGAGUGCAUUGGCCGAUCUAAAAUUGCCUCCUACCGACGCUAUGAACGCGUCUUAUGAAUCUGACAUCCCUUUUGAUGAAGAUGAUGAAUCUACAUCUGGAAAUAGUGGUGGUGACGUGUGGGACUUUAUCAGCGAUUCUGAGGAAGAAUUCUACAGUAGCGAUCUCAACGAAGAUCAGUUCCCGGAUUUGAACGCUGGACAGUACGGGCCAGAAUGGCUCACAAGCCAAUGUCUCGCCUUUGCAUCAAGGAAACAAGGACUCUCGGGAGACGACCUUGAGCAGCAGAUCACGGCACUUUUGGCUUCGGAUAGCGGCGAAGAGGAGCUCCAGUCAACCCUGACUGAUAUCAUUGGUUUUGAUGAUCUGGAUUUUGUUAUCGAACUAAUUUCACACCGAGGAGAGAUUACUGCUCCUUCGUCAUCUUCGACAAAGCAGGGCGACAGCAUAUUUGGAGGGCUCCAAACGAAACGCCAACGCGAAGAAGCCCUGAGACAACGGGACUACGAGCAUAAGCAUGCUGUCUUGGGACCGAGCCUCAACCGAGAUGCCCCCCAGUAUCCUCAUGUAUACACAUCCCAUCCUACCGCGGGCAAUAUUCUCGACUCAAAAGGAAAGAAGUAUGCAUUACCAACCGGGCAUGAGAGAAAAGAGCACGAUAAAUAUGAAGAGUACAUUAUUCCCGCAGGCAAGGUUGGCACUCUUGGGGCUGGUCGCAAACUCGUCCAGGUUUCUGAAAUGGACGGCCUCUGUCGGCGAACCUUCAAGGGCUACAAAACCUUGAACCGUAUGCAGAGUCUCGUCUAUCCUGUAGCAUAUCAGACGAGCGAGAACAUGCUCAUUUGUGCCCCAACUGGAGCUGGUAAAACCGACGCAGCAAUGCUCACUGUUCUUCAUGCUAUUGGUCAAAAUGCCAGCCCAAGUCCAGCCGAACAGCCAGAAUCUGCUGAUUUUGUGGUGAGCACGGAGGACUUUAAAAUUGUUUACAUAGCGCCUAUGAAGGCCCUUGCAGCUGAAAUCACUCAGAAGCUUGGUAGUCGUCUUUCUUGGCUUGGGAUUCAGGUCCGAGAACUGACUGGAGAUAUGCACCUCACCAAGAAGGAAAUCGUUCAGACCCAAAUCAUCGUCACGACACCCGAGAAAUGGGACGUUGUGACGCGGAAGGGGACUGGCGAUACAGAACUCGUACAGAAGGUCCGGUUGUUGAUCAUUGAUGAAGUUCACAUGCUUCACGACGACCGCGGGUCGGUCCUCGAGUCACUUGUAGCCAGGACGGAACGCCAGGUCGAGAGUACCCAAUCCCUUAUCAGGAUUGUGGGUUUAUCAGCGACCCUUCCUAAUUAUGUCGAUGUUGCCGAUUUCCUCAAGGUCAAUCGAUAUGCUGGCCUGUUUUAUUUUGAUGCCAGUUUUAGGCCCGUUCCUCUGGAACAGCAUUUUAUUGGAGUUAAAGGCAAGGCAGGGACCAUGGCUUCUCGAGCCAAUAUCGAUAACACAGCUUUCGAAAAGGUGAGAGAAAUGCUGGAAUGCGACCAUCAAGUAAUGGUAUUCGUUCAUUCCAGGAAGGAUACCCAUAAUACAGCAAAUAUGCUCUAUCAGAAGGCGGUCGAGCAAGUGUGCGUUGACCUCUUUGAUCCGACCAGUCAUCCGCAAUAUGAAGCAGCGUUGAAAGAUAUUAAGUCCUCAAAAGGCCGAGAACUUCGUGAUCUGCUUCCGAAAGGUAUUGGCAUUCAUCAUGCUGGUAUGGCGCGCUCCGACCGGAACCUAAUGGAAAGACUUUUCGGAAAUGGCGUAUUAAAGGUCCUCUGCUGCACAGCUACACUUGCGUGGGGUGUCAACUUGCCUGCCGCUGCAGUUAUUAUCAAAGGGACUCAGGUAUACAGUGCCCAAGAUGGUAAAUUUAUCGACCUCGGAAUCCUAGACGUUCUCCAAAUUUUUGGUCGCGCUGGUAGACCUCAAUUCGAAGACACUGGUAUUGGGAUGAUUUGCACCACACAAGACAAACUCCACCAUUACCUAACGGCCGUCACAGCACAGGUGCCUAUCGAAUCCCGGUUCUCAAAACAUCUGAUAGACAAUCUAAACGCUGAAAUCGCCCUGGGCACUGUCACUUCAAUUCCAGAAGCAGUUCAAUGGCUCGGGUAUUCCUACCUCUUCGUUCGAAUGAAGCGAAACCCCCUAUCUUAUGGGAUCGACUGGGCGGAGCAGAGAGAUGACCCAAAUCUUGUUCAGCGCCGGCGACAGCUAGUCAUACAAGCUGCAACGAUCCUUCAGCAGCGCCAGAUGAUUAUUUUCAAUGCGACAACUGAAGACCUCCGAAGUAAGGAUAUCGGCCGGAUUGCAAGCCAAUUCUAUGUUCUCAACACUAGCAUUGAGAUUUUUAAUGAUAUGAUGAAGCCUCAAGCAACAGAAGCAGAUGUUCUGAAAAUGAUUGCGAAGAGCGGGGAAUUUGGCAACAUCCAGUCGAGGGACACUGAAGCCAAGGAACUCACCAACUUACGGGACGAGAAAUUCUCCCCUUGCCAAGUGGCUGAAGGCAUCGAUACCCCCGAAGCAAAGACCAAUAUCCUUCUGCAAUCUUAUAUUUCUAGAGCCAACAUCGAAGAUUUUGCAUUAUCUAACGACUGCAAUUAUAUCGCUCAACAAUCUGCCAGGAUCUGUAGAGCACUCUUUAUGAUUGCAUUGAAUCGACGGUGGGGCCAUCAGUGUCUUGUCUUGCUCUCACUAUGCAAGUCCAUCGAGAAGCGAAUCUGGGCAUUCCAGCAUCCUCUGCAGCAGUUCGAACUUUCUAAGCCGGUGCUUACCCAAUUGGAGGCCAGUGGAAUGUCUAUCGAGAUGUUACGAGACAUGGAACCUGCUGAGCUUGGAUCCUUGGUUCAUAAUUUUUCGGCAGGAAAAACGAUCUCUAAGCUUUUGGACAACUUCCCGACCAUUAGCAUCGAAUCAGAAAUUGCCCCGUUAAACAGAAAUGUUCUCAGGAUCCGUUUAUAUUUAACCCCAGACUUCCGUUGGAAUGACCGCCAUCACGGAACCUCGGAGAGCUAUUGGAUUUGGGUCGAGAAUUCGGAGACAUCAGAGAUCUAUCACCAUGAGUUCUUCAUCCUUAAUCGAAGGAAAUUGUAUGACGACCAUGAGCUCAAUUUCACAAUUCCGCUCGCAGAUCCACUGCCAACUCAGAUAUAUGUUAGGGCGGUCUCCGAUCGCUGGCUCGGCGCAGAAACUGUUCACCCUAUCUCGUUCCAGCAUCUGAUCAGGCCAGACACAGAGAGCGUGUAUACGGAUCUUCUGAAUCUUCAACCCCUACCUGUCUCUGCUCUCAAGAAUCCAGCUUUGGAGGAGAUAUAUGGCAAGAGAUUCCAAUUCUUCAACCCCAUGCAGACGCAGCUUUUCCAUUGUUUAUAUCACUCACCUGCCAAUGUAUUUCUGGGCUCGCCUACUGGAUCCGGAAAGACAAUUGCGUGCGAAUUAGCCAUGUGGUGGGCGUUUAGGGAAAACCCUGGUUCGAAAGUGGUCUAUAUAGCACCUAUGAAAGCACUCGUCCGUGAGCGUGUCAAAGAUUGGGGCUCCCGCCUCACACGCCAGAUGGGUCUGAAGCUAGUAGAACUGACAGGUGACAAUACCCCUGAUACUCGCACCAUCCGAGAUGCGGACAUCAUUGUAACCACCCCCGAGAAAUGGGAUGGUAUCUCUAGAGGAUGGGCCUCCAGAGGCUACGUGAGACAAGUUAGCUUGGUUAUCAUCGACGAAAUCCACUUGCUAGGCGGAGACCGAGGUCCAAUUCUCGAGAUCAUUGUUUCUCGGAUGAAUUAUAUUGCUGCACAGUCUAAGAACUCAGUGAGACUCAUGGGCAUGUCGACAGCCUGUGCAAACGCCAUGGACUUGGGGAAUUGGCUUGGGGUAAAGGAGGGGUUCUUUAACUUCCGUCAUAGCGUCCGCCCUGUCCCUCUUGAGACUUUCAUUGAUGGAUUUCCUGAGGUCCGAGGGUUUUGUCCUCUAAUGCAAUCGAUGAAUCGCCCUACCUUUUUGGCAAUCAAGAACCAUAGCCCUGACAAACCAGUUAUUGUGUUUGUGGCUUCUCGAAGACAGACUCGACUGACAGCCAAGGAUUUGAUAAACUUCUGCGGCAUGGAAGAUAACCCGCGCCGUUUCCUCAAGAUGUCAGAAGAUGAUUUACAGUUGAAUCUCGCUCGAGUUAAAGAUGAAGCUUUAAAGGAAGCGCUGACCUUUGGUAUUGGUCUACAUCAUGCUGGUCUCGUCGAAUCAGAUCGUUCACUCUCCGAGGAGUUGUUCGCCAACAACAAAAUCCAGAUUCUUGUUGCCACGAGCACUCUGGCUUGGGGUGUGAAUCUUCCAGCUCAUCUAGUCGUUGUCAAAGGAACCCAAUACUUUGAUGCCAAAAUUGAAGGAUACAAGGACAUGGACCUUACCGACGUUCUUCAGAUGCUAGGUCGUGCUGGUCGUCCACAGUUCGAUACAUCUGGCAUUGCUCGGAUUUUCACGCAGGACUCAAAGAAGGCUUUCUACAAACACUUCCUCCAUACUGGCUUUCCAGUAGAGUCAUCGCUCCACAAUGUUCUGGACAACCAUUUAGGUGCAGAGGUUUCUGCUGAAACAAUCACCACGAAGCAAGAUGCACUUGAUUAUUUGACCUGGACAUUCUUCUUCCGACGCCUCCAUAAGAAUCCUACGUAUUAUGGACUGGAGAUAUCAGCUGAAGAACAUAACACUAUUGCUGCCCAACAAUUCGCAAACGACUACAUGAUCUCGAUGGUCGACAAGUCUCUCGAAGAACUAGCGGAGUCAAAGUGUCUCGAGAUCCAUCAUAAUGGCGACGUGGAUUCUACAGCUUUGGGGAAGAUCAUGAGCUACUACUAUCUAUCCCACAAAACAAUCCGCCAUCUCGUCAAGCACGCUAAACGUGGUGCAGCAUUCGCCGACGUCCUGUUCUGGAUGUCCAGUGCGAUUGAAUAUGACGAGCUCCCGGUCCGUCACAAUGAAGAUCUCAUCAACGCGGAGCUUUCCAAAAACCUCACCAUCCCUGCCUCAGCCUUCGACGGCCUUCCUAUGUGGGAUCCUCACGUCAAGGCAUUCCUCCUCCUGCAAGCUCACAUGUCGCGUAUCGACCUUCCCAUCACUGACUACGUAGGUGAUCAAACCAGCGUGCUCGACCAAGCUAUCCGUAUCAUCCAAGCUAGCAUCGAUGUACUCACAGAAAUGGGGUAUCUGUCAAGCUGCAUGCAGAUGAUUACACUGCUUCAGUGCAUCAAAUGUGCUCGCUGGCCCACCGAUUACCCACUCUCUAUCCUUCCGGGAGUACCUAUAUCAGCGCCUACCGACGAGAAUCUCCCGCUAUCUCUACAGGAUCUUUCGGGCCAAUCAGAAACGGCAUACCAACAAACGCUCUCCGCGCUACAUCUCUCACCCUCUCAGCUCCCCCGCUUCCAGAAAGCGGCCGGCAUGCUCCCUAUCCUCAAAAUCAGCAUCCGCGAUGUAACAGCCCUAUCCUUGACCGUACAUCUCGACCGCCAGAAUCCCCUAACGGAUAAAGAUGGGAAGAUCUACGCGCCCCGUUUCCCAAAACCGCAAACGGAAGGCUGGUUCGUUCUUCUCUGCAAGGAGGAGAGCGACGAGAUUAUUGCCAUCAAGAGGGUCGGAUGGAAUACCAGUAAUAGUGGUGGUAAUAGACGGAGAGGACCGAGUGCGAGGGCCGUGAUUAAACUUCCAGAAGAUGAAGAUCAGUUCAUUGGAAAGAAUGAGAAGAAAAUGGAUGUCUGGGUCGUGAGUGAUGGGUAUUUGGGGAUGGUCUAUAAGAUUAUGGGGGUCGAGAUUCCAAGCGCUCCAAGGGUUGAGGGGUUUGAUGUGAAGAAGGAAAAGGACCCUGGUGCUAAGAAUGGGUGGAAAGAUACAAGUGGAAGUGGGCAAGGUGGUGCAAGUGCCGCUACAUGA
Molecule: messenger RNA, 6003 nt
Organism: Venustampulla echinocandica
Lineage: Eukaryota; Fungi; Ascomycota; Leotiomycetes; Helotiales; Pleuroascaceae
Product: p-loop containing nucleoside triphosphate hydrolase
Exons: 3
Coding region: 1-6003 (2000 amino acids)
Molecular function (GO): nucleic acid binding; ATP binding; ATP hydrolysis activity
Source: RefSeq, a predicted model, not a curated record